AUGCAUCUAAAUGGCCAAAGGUUUAUUAAGGACUUGAUCAGAAGCAGGAAACCAGAUAUAGUAAUUCUUGUGGAGACUCGAUGCCAAUUUGCCCAGGCUAGCCAAUUAUGGAGCUCCAUGGGCUUCACUCCCUCCUUCAUCUCGGAAGCUUCCGGAUUUCGAGGUGGCAUAUGGGUCCUUACAAGAAUAGGAGGGUACCUACACUUCAGAGAACUGGACACUCAUCACCAAGUAGUAUCCUUCGAGAUGUGGAGGGACAAUUUUGCGUGGGCUUGCAGUGCGGUUUACGCCUCCCCCGUUCCUUCUGAGAGAGAAGAGCUAUGGCAGCAUCUCAUUUACCUACGCAGCACUAUAAACGUCCCUUGGUUCAUCAUUGGGGACCUAAAUGAGGUUCUUCACCCCUCAAAGGUUCGUGGCGGCGAAUUCAUUGCUAGCAGGGCCUCAAAGUUUGCUGAUACUGUUGAGGCUUGUGGCUUGGUCGACUUGGGCAUGGUUGGCGGUAAUUUCACUUGGUUUCAGAAGAGAAAUAACCAGCUAACUCUUUCCAAGCGGCUGGAUAGAGCCCUGGGUGACGUUGAGUGGAGAAUAGCGUUCCCGGAGGCCUAUGUAGAGGCCUUAAACCGCAUCCAUUUAGACCAUUGUCCCUUGUUGGUACACUGCUGCGUGACAAUGAAUGGCAACGGUGAACGUCCUUUUAGAUACAUGGGUGCCUGGGCCGAUCACCCGGACUACAAGAACGUGGUGGAGAUGGCGUGGCGCCGCGUUAGGGGUGACUCAAAAAAUUUCAACCAGGAGGUCUUUGGCAACAUAUUCCGUCGUAAAAGAAGGGUGGAAGGUAGGCUAAGAUGA
Molecule: messenger RNA, 849 nt
Organism: Lotus japonicus
Lineage: Eukaryota; Viridiplantae; Streptophyta; Magnoliopsida; Fabales; Fabaceae
Exons: 1
Coding region: 1-849 (282 amino acids)
Molecular function (GO): catalytic activity
Source: RefSeq, a predicted model, not a curated record